UCCUCUGUGCGUCAGUGCGUCAGAGCCAGCGUGGAGAGCAGCGCGAUCCUCCCUCAGUUCAAACACUCGAGACUUUCUUUUUUAUUUACGAUUUUACAGCGGAUUUAUCUUUGUUUUGCGUCGGGGUUUUCUCGUUUUGAUAUAUUUUCUGUGCGUAGAGCUGGAGUUUUAGCGUGGGUCAACAUGCCUCCCGCGCUGCUCAGGUGGUGUGUGGCUGCGGCGCUGCUCCUCGCUUCUUCUGCGGCUCCUCCAGCUCCAGAUUGUGAUGGAAGUUCGUGCACGCCCUCCGCGGCUCCUCGGGGCCCCAGCUCACUGUCCGGGCCCAAUGAUUUGUUAACGGGUUCGUCCGAAUCUCAGCAGCGGUUUCUGAGCCGUCUGUCCGAGGUGGGCUCCAGCGGCUCCAGCGGCUCCAGCGGCUCCAGCAGCUCCGGGGACCGCAGGCAUCGCGAUGCCAGCGCAGUGCUGCCCUUCAUCGGACUCACAUCCAGUUCGGAGCAGAGUCGGAGCUGCUGUCAGAAUGGGGGCACGUGUAUCCUGGGCAGCUUCUGUGCCUGUCCUCAGUUUUUCACCGGGAGGACCUGUGAAUACGACCAGCGCCUCCGGAGCUGUGGGCCGGUGCCCCAUGGGGAGUGGGUGCAGAAGGGCUGCUCGUACUGCCGCUGUGGCUACGGCGUGCUGCACUGUUUCCCUCAUGUCUUCCACCAGGACUGUGAGGAUUCAGACGAGGUUCGCUGGAUCAGAUCUUCAGCUGGGGCCUGCAGACCACACUGGGCACUGCUCCCCCUCCUCUCAGUGCUUCUGCUGUGGAGAACACUCUGACCUCCUACACCCUAACGACAGCACCCACGGGCCCCACCAGAGAGGACACACACCCAUGAAGUACACAUCAGAGGAGGGAACGUCGGCAGACACUUGGACCCCCUGUGUGGGCCCUUCGGUGGGGUCCAUGAGAGGAGAGGUGAGGCUGCUCCCUGCGCUGUGGGGGACACUUUGACCCUACCACAACUUGAUGUACACUCCACCCACAUCAGCUCAAAUGAACUCUAAAGAGCGAUAACUUUGACACUUUGACCCCACCCUCACCCAUAACCCCACCCAUAACUGCACCCGUGAAGAACACAUGAGAGGAGAGAGCCGCCUACUCCCUCUGGUGUGUGUGCUGCUUGCGGGUACACUUUGACCCCUCCUGCACCUCUCUACAUAGCUGCUCCCGUGACCUCCAUAUACGAGAUGGGCAUGUUUGACCUUUGACUUUCACCCCACCCUCCUCUGCUACAGCAGCACCCAUGAACUUUACGUGAGAGGAGAGAACGGUCUGAUACCUCUGAACCUCGUACUGCUCCUGGGGACACGUUGACCCCAAAUUGAUCCCACUGCUCCAUUCCACCUUCUCAUCCACAGUGUUUCUAAUCGUACAGGAGCCCUCUACUGCUGCUAAUGCUUUACCUCGGGACAUUUGGAACCCACGUGGACUCUACACGAGCAGAGACCUCAUUGUUUUGAAAAGAUUGUAUUGCGAUGUCUAGUCUACACACUAUUGCACAUGUGUGGGGGCUUCUGGGUAAUGUAGUGCUCUGUGAACUAUGUGAAUUAUGAGCCAUGUCAGUGAAGCACAUCUGUCUUUUCACUGUGUGUUUGCAUUUUGCACAAAUUGUCAAUGUGAUUUUUUAUUUUAUUUUUUUCUUAUCAAAUGAACUGAAUGAGAUGUUUGGAUCAUUAAAACUUUUUAUCUAACCGCUCCA
Boleophthalmus pectinirostris (great blue-spotted mudskipper) is the source of this 1742-nucleotide messenger RNA. It is a transcript of the gene tdgf1, whose product is annotated as teratocarcinoma-derived growth factor 1. The transcript is spliced from 6 exons. The record is from RefSeq and is a predicted model, not a curated record. The coding region runs from base 184 to 819 and encodes 211 amino acids. NCBI's taxonomy places the organism in Eukaryota, Metazoa, Chordata, Actinopteri, Gobiiformes, Gobiidae.